CAAUAUACAAGUUAGUUAUGACAAACUUAAUCUGAAACAUUUGAAAAACCAAUCAAGAAACUAGCCAAUAUUAAAAAUUUGUGUAAGACGAUUAUAUGUUUGAUUAUAGAACUAAGGUAAAUAUACAUACAAUUCAGUACACAUGCUGGGUUUACAAUACUAUAUAGUUAAUACAUACUCGAACGUUGUAAACAAAAAAUUUACACGCACAAAAGGUAGAUACUAUAUACAUUUUGGAGAAAACGAGGACAUAUUCAACAACACGAUGGUUAACAAAGUGGAAGACAUUCUUGCUUCGUUGGGGGAUCCUGGGAGCUAUGCGAAAGUUAUAUUCUUCUUCGUCUCGCUGAAUUAUAUUCCGGUGGCAUUCAACCAUCUCGCCAUGGCUGUCUUCGGAGCUAGGACAACGUUUACCUGUAAAGUUCCCGAAGGAUUUCCUGCUAAUCUCACCAUCAGUCCGACUGGUGAGCCGUGCAAGAUUUUUGCAAACUACAGUUCAUCCAGCAAUGCUACAGAAUCAUGCUCCACUGGCUAUGACUAUAUCCGACAUAGGAAGUACAUGGAUUGGCAGUUAGAAGAGACUAAUAUAGUAAUGAAGUGGGACCUCGUAUGUAGCGAGAAGUACAGAGUAAGCCUAGCAACCUCAAUAUAUUUCGCGGGUGUGAUGUUAGGGGGACUUGCGUUUGGGACGAUAUCUGACCGGAUAGGACGAAAGGCCACGGGAUUGAUUUGUUUGUAUGUACCCGUCCUGCUUGGCGUCAUGGUCUUCUUCGUGGAUAACUACAUACUCUUUGUUAUUCUCAGAUUCUUCAUAGGAUUUUUCAUGCAAGGACUGCAAACGGCUUCGUUCGUGCAUUUCACGGAGUUUUUCCGAAAAGGUACGCAUAGGGCAUACGUUUGUGCCACAAUGGAAGUAGUCUGGUCAAUUGGGGUCAUGCUCCUAGCUGGGAUAACAUUCCUUAUAAGAGACUGGCGAUAUAUUGAACUGGCUAUAUGUCUUCCUCCUCUGAUUGCCUUACCUUAUACAUUCUUUGUACCAGAAUCUCUUCGAUGGUUGAUUGCCAGCAAAAGAUACAAAGAAGCCGAUAAAGUUUUGAGAAAGGCUGCCGAAUUCAAUAAUAUAACUCUAUCAGAAGAUCCACUAGAUUUGAAAAACUACAAUGCAAAAACAGAAGACCCUGCUGAGGGAGAGAAACAUUAUAACGUUUUAGAUAUGUUCAAAACUCCGAAACUCCGACUACGAACCUUUGUCUCCUUUUACGUUUGGAUGGCUACCUCAUUAAUUUAUUACGGACUGUCCCUUAAUGCAUCCGGAUUUGCGGGAAAUAAGUACCUCAACUUUUUUGUCAGUGGAGCAGUAGAGCUCCCAGCCUACGCACUUGGUAUAUUCAUCCUGAGCAGAUUUGGGAGAAGGAUUCCACUUUGUAUUUAUCUACUAAUAGGAGGAGUGGCUCUCAUCAUUGCUGGGACCAUUCCAAAGACCACAACUUCUGGUGGCGUUAUAACUGAUAUCCGAUGGGUUGGCACCAUGCUUGCUUGGAUAGGCAAGUUCAGUGCCGCUGGUUGUUGGAGCGUAUUGUUCUUGUACGGCAGUGAACUUUAUCCUACAGUUAUUAGGAAUGUGGCGGUUGGAGCGUGUGCUUUUUGGGCAAGAGUUGGUAGCCUCAUUGCCCCACAGAUACUCUUAUUGGGUGACUAUUACUUCACAGAGUUGCCUCUGAUAGUAUAUGGCAGCGUUGCCAUAUUAGGAGGCUUUUUGACGCUGCUAUUACCCGAGACUCUGCACUCCAAGUUGCCAGACACCAUUGAAGAAGCUGAAGGUAUCACUAUGAAUGAUAAGGACAAACAUGCACUAGAUAACAGUGCAUACAAACCUGAUGACGAUAAUACUAAAUUCUGAGUGAAUGAUAAAGAUAAAAGCACAUUACAUGACCACUUUUUGUGGGUUUUAAAAGAAAUGGGAAAGAACAUCACAGCUUGAUAUAAUAAGGUGGAUAUGUGGAGAGAAAUCCAACAUUUAUUUAAGUAAUUUGAUACUCUACAUAUUUUUAGGAGGCUCGAUUAAGCAUUGUAAUGAGUUUUUCAAUAUUUAUUUUUUAUAUUGUCAUUGUAUUAUAAACACCUUAAUGGUGUUUAAUCUGAAAUAAAAU
Owenia fusiformis is the source of this 2150-nucleotide messenger RNA. Lineage: Eukaryota; Metazoa; Annelida; Polychaeta; Sabellida; Oweniidae. The record is from the annotation of a GenBank genome assembly.